UUUUCCCCUGGAAAAUUGUGUUCUAAUUGCUCCAUUUUAAAAAGGUGCAGCAGAAAACAGUCCUAGGUUUGAUUCAGUUGUACACAUUCAGUGGGAUGCAAACCGAAAAGAUGGAGCCAUUUUCAGAGAAAAGGGAGAUAAAUGAAGGAGAAAGGUGGUGUGUGAAAGAGGUAACCCGUGGAGUAGGAAUGGCAAACUGUCCAUCUGUCUGUCCUCAGCAGUGUGUGCAGUAAGGCAGCUCAUCAGAGGAUACAUUUCAUGCAAAUAAAGUUUCACUGAUACUCUUUCUGCCACCAGAUGUCUUUGAACCCAAGAGUUGAAACCCCUCUGAGAUUUGUGAAUGUAAAGGAGCUAAUAGGUCUGUUUAAACUCUCCUGUUGAACUUUGAAGAAGAAUAAGCUAUGGUUUAACCCAACCCCAAAGCAAAAGCAUCCGUUUUUUGCUCUACGUACACUUUGUCACACUGAGGCUGGAACUGCUCCCUCUUGGUUGUGUUGUUUUGUUUUGUUGAAGUCCAUUAUUAUUUAUCUGCGAGUGAAUCUGUGCACACCUAUCCCCCAGGAGUCUGCCUGUUUCUAAUUGUAACUUUGAUGCUUUUUCUUCCUGUUUGCCAGGUUUGGUCACUGGCAAUGGUAGCCACUGAUCUUUGUCUUGGACCAAAGUCUGACCCAGAUCUGGAGAUACCUUGGGCACAGCAUCCAUUUGGACGUCAAUUACUGGAGUCCUUGCUGGCUCAUUACUCGCAGCUCCACGAUGUGCAGACCCUGGCCAUGCUGUGCAGUGUGUUUGAAGCCCAGUCCAGGUUACAGGGAUGCCCAAACUCCUAUGGCCCCUUUCCUCAGCGUGCUUCCAACCUGGCCUCCCACAGCCGAUACCCCAGCUUUACUUCCUCUGGUUCCUGUUCCAGCAUGUCAGAUCCUGGACUUGGCACUGGGGGCUGGAGCAUAGCAAACAAGGACGCUGAGCAGAGCUCCACUCCCUGGUGUGAGUCUUCUCCAGAUGAGUUCCGCUACAGCAACCUGAUGUAUCCCGAUCACCGGGAGCGAGAGAAGGACCAGCAUGAGAAGAACAAAAGGCUCCUGGAUCCUGCCAAUACUCAGCAGUUUGAUGACUUUAAGAAGUGCUACGGUGAAAUCCUCUAUCGCUGGGGUCUGCGAGAGAAGCGAGCUGAGGUCCUGAAGUUUGUCUCCAGUCCUCCUGAUCCCCACAAAGGAAUUGAGUUUGGUGUGUACUGCAGCCACUGCCGCAGCGAGGCGCGGGGCACCCAGUGUGCCAUCUGCAAGGGCUUCACCUUCCAGUGUGCCAUCUGCCACGUGGCUGUGCGCGGCUCCUCCAACUUCUGCCUGACGUGUGGGCACGGCGGCCACACCAGCCACAUGAUGGAGUGGUUUCGCACGCAGGAGGUUUGCCCCACGGGCUGCGGGUGCCACUGCCUGCUCGAGAGCACCUUCUGAACAGCGUGAGAGCACAGCACCCCGGGAAUGGGAUUUGGGAUGGAAUUCCCAAGCCACGUUGACUCAGCUCUGCAGCGUCUGGAGGAGUCGUGCAGGGAGCCAGUGCAGGGAGCCAGUGCAGGGCUUCUGGCCGUGAGCUGACCUUUCUGAGUGCUUCCAGUUCCCUGUGCUUCCCAGGUUGCUUUCAGACCGUUUGGACCAAACUCCAGUGUGUCCAUUGCUGGCGAUGGAUGCCGCACCACCAAGCUCACACUUGUUCUGCAGAAGAAGUGUAAAUACUGGCCAGUCUCUGCCAGGCUGUGGAAUGGCUUCAGAGUUCCUUUGGCAAGCACUCGACUGGCAGAGCCAGACCUGCUCCGGCUGCGCAGUGUCUUUCCAGGUGCCUCUGGACAGGCCAAGGGUGAGCCGGGCAGAGCCUUCUUCACACACUUGAGGCAGAAGUAAUUUGCAAGCAGCAAUGAGCUCUGCAGGCUCACGAGUGGCUGUGCUCCAAGUCACUUUCUGAGCCAACAGGGUCCUUGUUUUUGAACUGCUGUUUACACUGCUGAGGUUAUCCCAUAAAGCAAGAGUGAAAUGACAUUUUUCAGCAUUAUAUCCUAAAUACUUUCUUCCCCGUGUUCCAUAUCAGCCCCUGGUGUGAAAAGCCCAGCCACGCAACCACAGUGACUAGGAUUAGCUGCUUUCUUCCAGGAGUUUGUUGCUCUUCAGUAAGUGUCUCUGCGCUCUGCUCCGGGUGAUUCAGUGCACUUUAAUUUGCCUGUCCCUGCCUUGCUGGCAGCUCGUCCUCAGGGCUGGGAGAGGCAGCUGCCUUUCUGUUUGGGAUCCACAGCAGGUUUCGAGGACUGUGGGUCUCCCUUCAUCUGCGGGGGGCAAUGCAGAAAGGCUCGGGAAGACACAAGCAGAACACUUGCUUCGUGCAGGGGGAAACUGAUGAGUAAUUUGUGAUGGUUUCAAGGGGAAAAGGAGUUUGGAAAAGUGGUAGGGAUAACAGGCAACAGGUUUGUGCCUUCCAUUUGAGAAUGUCCUGGAUGGAUCCCUCUCUUUGGGGCUCUGCCUGCUGCCUGGCCUGUGUCUGUGAUAACUCAGGCCGUGGGCUCCUGCUGUGGAACAAGCAGAAGAUGUCUCUUAAACAUUAAAGUUAUUUUUUGAAGCGUG
Messenger RNA from Meleagris gallopavo (turkey), 2609 nucleotides. The record is from RefSeq and is a predicted model, not a curated record. Lineage: Eukaryota; Metazoa; Chordata; Aves; Galliformes; Phasianidae.